CUCGGUUUGGGUGUGAAAUCGCUGGUGGAGCUGGACGUUGCGUCGGAAGACUCGAUCAAGGAAGCUGCACUGGCGUACCAACCGCCAGUGCACCAAUCAACAACGCAGGUGUUUUCCCAUGGGAUACGCUGCGAUCGGCGACAAAGGCCAACUUGAUGCGCCAGUUCGAAGUGGACGCUGUUGGGCCGUGGCUCGUAUCGUGCGCGCUCUUGCCCAACUUGGGCCUUGCCGCCAAACAGUCGGGCCUGGCCGUCCUUGCUCAGUUGUCGGCACGCCUCGCCAGCCUCCAUUGCUCGGGCGAACUCGGGCCAAUCCCUGGAUUGUAUGGCUAUCGUACGUCCAAGACAGCGUUGAACAGUCUCACAAGAACGCUAGCACUGGGCAUCAAGGCCAAAGGAGUGUCGAGUGUGCUGUUGGACCCUGGCUUCGUCAAGACCGACCUGGCUGGAAACAAGGGUCAGUUCACGCCAAGAUGGUCGAAAUCCUAG
This is a messenger RNA of Aphanomyces invadans, 488 nucleotides long. RefSeq lists its product as hypothetical. Bases 156 to 488 code for a protein of 110 amino acids. Lineage: Eukaryota; Oomycota; Saprolegniomycetes; Saprolegniales; Verrucalvaceae. The record is from RefSeq and is a predicted model, not a curated record. The transcript has a single exon.